Messenger RNA from Gavialis gangeticus (Gharial), 1101 nucleotides. Its product is annotated as exocyst complex component 1-like. NCBI's taxonomy places the organism in Eukaryota, Metazoa, Chordata, Crocodylia, Gavialidae. The record is from RefSeq and is a predicted model, not a curated record. The coding region runs from base 50 to 415 and encodes 121 amino acids. The transcript has 2 exons.
AUUUUCUUUUAAUCUUGCAGUGACUAAAGGUAAAGACGUAGAAAUAUCUAUGGUGAAACACCUCAGAAUGGGUUUGGAAGAUCAAUAUGAUAUAGUUGAGAAGUGGCUUUUGAAAGAUCUGGAGAUGAUUGAUGGAAAAGAAGCAGAUACUGAUAACCCCUAUUUUGAUAUGCAUUUCAAGAAAGUCUACAAAUUGGAAGCAUAUAGCUGUGCAUCCAAAUAUGCAUUUGCACGAACAUUGAAUAAACUGAAUGAGAUGUACCUUAAACAGGACUUGAAGAUUGUGAACUUUGAUAUAGCCUACAUAAAUGAUAAUUGUUUCUGGUCAUCCAACAAUGGCGACUGUUUGGUACUUAUGAGGAUAUGUUUCUAUGCUUCCAACUUACUGUGCCUGUCUCUGUGUCCUAUGCCAUAAAGAUAGGUUUUAUAACCUUGAGGUGAUUAAUUGAUUCUCAAUAACCAGGUUCUCACAAAUCAUCUGCUGUAGAAGAUUGUAAGUGAUAUGCAGUAUCUACUUUUUACUUUUAGAUGGUUACAAAAUAAUUUUUAUAUAAAUGAUUUAAUUGGUUAUUUCAAAAACAUGCCUGUUCUGUAAAUACUUACUAGCAUUCUUCCUUUUCAGCAUAUAACUACUAACAACUAAGUUAGGCAAAACUUCAUGAGCACAAAUGCUUAUAGGGGUACAAAUUAUUGUUCAUAAUGGCCCCAAAUAUUUCUAAACUAGUAUUACUAGUCAAUUUGUGCCUCAAAAGAAAGAAAAAGAGCAAAAAUUGUGUGUAUGAACCAUGCUAAAUUCAAUUCCAAGUGUGGUAAAAUGCAGGAUUCUUCUAGAAUAGUGGUGCUCUACCUUUUUACCUAGGGGCCAGUUGGGCAGUGCUUGGUCAGUCCAAUCUAAUGCCUGGGGCAGGUGCAGCAGGCACCAUCCAGCCAUGUGGUGGAAGGUGGGGGCAGCCCAGCUCCACUGGAGGCUUUGGGAACAGGGUUUCUUAAGACUCACUCCUUCUCUGGUUCUGGAGCAACAGCUAACACAAUGCUGUAGGUAUUGGCUAUUGUUUACAAUGUCUUUGUAAAAGUGAUGAGUUUUUAGAAAUAUAUGUUCAG